ACCCAAAAAAUCAAAACUAAAGCCAGUGUAUCUGUGUAUGCUACCAACACGUAGUGUAUUAAGAUUAAUCUUUGUUCUCCAUCACUUCAUUUACUUUUGUACUACAAACUUGGCUUACCAACUAAAACCUUAUUAAAUGCAGCUAGAUACAACUAAAAUUAUAGAUUUUCCCUCUGUCAGUAAUCACUUGCACAAAUUACUCUUACAUGGUUCAGAACUAUUCUUUUUUCAUUGAUUCUAUUCUACAAAAUGAUUCUAAUAGCUUUUCUAAUGCUUCUUUUAUUGCCGUUGUGUGCUUCAGUUGAUACUAUAACUCCUACUAGCCCCCUUAGAGAUGGUGAUGUCUUGACAUCCAAAGCAGGAAAAUUUACUUUAGGAUUCUUCAGCCCUGGAAAUUCCACUCGAAAAAGAUACGUUGGAACUUGGUUCACUAAGGUUUCUGUGCAAUCUGUUGUUUGGGUUGCUAACAGAGAUACACCCAUCAAUGGUUCUCUUGGAACUCUUUCAAUCAAUGGAGACGGGCAUCUUAGAAUCACUUCUCGGAAAACUGUCCUAUGGUCCACGGAUAUUUCAGUUCCGGGUUCUGUGAAUAUCAACAGCACCUCGUGCAAGCUAUUAGAUACGGGGAAUUUAGUCUUGACUACUGAUAAUGGUAAAGUUUUGCUGUGGCAGAGCUUUGAUCACAUUACAGACACUUUUCUUCCUGAAAUGAAGCUUGGCUUGGAUAAAAGAACUGGGUUAAACCGUCAUUUAACCUCUUGGAGAUCAAACGAUGAUCCAAGUCCUGGGAAUUUCUCAUUCCGGGUUGAUCCAAAUGGGUCUCCUCAAUUCUUCUUGUACCAAGGUUCGAGUCCAGUUUGGAGGACAGGUCCUUGGAUCGGACAGAAAUGGAGUGGAGUUCCUGAAAUGACACGUGCUUAUAUUUUCAACUAUAGUUUUGUCAGCGACACAAAUGAGAUAUCUGUAAGCUACAGAGUUUUGAAUGAUUCUAUCAUCUCAAUCUUCGUGGUUGAUGGAAAUUCAGGAACAGUUCAGAGACGAACAUGGCAGGAGAAUACAAAACGUUGGAUCGAGUUCUGGUCAGCACCGAAGGAGCUCUGUGAUCAGUAUGGAGAGUGUGGUGCUUUUGCUAGCUGCAACCCCAAUAGUGCCAACCAAUUUCAAUGCACCUGUUUUCCUGGAUAUGAACCAAAAUCACCGCGAGAUUGGUAUCUAAGAGAUGGUUCACAAGGUUGUGUGAGACAAGAAAACAGAUCAAUGUGCAAAAACGGAGAAGGGUUCUUGAAGCUAGAAAGCAUGAAGUUGCCAGAUACUUCAAACGCUUUAGUGAAUAAAAGCUCGACAUUGAAGGAGUGCGAAGAAGAAUGCUUGAAGAACUGCUCUUGCAUAGGCUAUACAAGUGCAGAUGACACUGGUGCAGGAAGUGGCUGCAUUUCAUUGUAUGGUGCUUUGAUUGAUACAAGGGUGUAUCCUGAUGGGGGCCAGGACGUAUACUUUCGAGCAGAUGCAGUUGAGUUAGCAAAAUAUAAGAGGUCGAAAGGGCCCUUCUCAAAUAAGAAGAUGGAAGCAGUUCUCAUUGUGCUGGUGUUGCUGGCAUCUACAUUAUUUAUCUUUUUUCUGGUGUAUUGGAUUCACCAGAAGAAGAAAAGAGCAUGGGAAGAAGCUGAAGAAAGGUCUCUUUGGACGAAAGAUGUCGAAGAAAGUGAUUCUGGCUCAGAUUUACCCUUCUUCACUCGUAGCGAAUUAGCUGCAGCCACAGAUAAUUUCAGUUUGGCUAAUAAGCUAGGAGAAGGUGGCUUUGGAUCAGUGUACAAGGGUCGGAUGGAAAACGGACAAGAAAUUGCUGUAAAAAAGUUGGCUCCAAAUUCAGGACAAGGCAUACAAGAAUUUAAGAACGAAGUUAGGCUAAUUGCUAAACUUCAGCAUAGAAACCUCGUCAAGAUGUUAGGAUGUUGCAUCAAAGGAGAGGAGAAGAUGUUGAUCUACGAAUUCAUGCCAAACAAAAGCUUAGACACUUUCAUUUUCAAUGAAGAGAUCAAGUCAUCGUUAGAUUGGACAAAACGCUUUGACAUUAUCAUCGGGAUUGCUCGAGGAAUGUUAUAUCUUCACCAAGACUCACGAUUAAGGAUAAUCCAUAGGGACCUAAAAGCAAGCAAUAUCCUGCUUGACAAAAACAUGGUCCCGAAAAUUUCAGAUUUUGGCAUGGCUAGAAUAUUCGGGAAUGAGCAAGUACAAGUUAACACGACUAGGGUGGUUGGGACCUAUGGAUAUAUGGCACCAGAGUAUGCACUGCAAGGAGUAAUGUCCAUAAAGUCGGAUGUCUUUAGCUUUGGAGUCUUGUUAUUGGAGAUUAUUACUGGUAGAAAGAACUCUGGUUUUUAUCCUGACAAUCCUUCCAUCAAUCUAGUUGGUCAUGUUUGGGAGCUUUGGAAAGAAGGACGAUCAUUGGAAAUAGUCGAUACAUCUGUGAAAGAUUCUGAUGCUGACGAGGAACUCUUAAGCUGUAUUCAAAUUGGAUUGCUAUGUGUGCAAGAACGCGCAGAUGACAGACCAACAAUGUCAACCGUAGUGUUUAUGUUGAGCAACAAUGUGGAACUUCCUUCUCCGAGUCAACCUGCAUUUAUCCAUAAAGGAAGCUUGCAUGAUGCAGAUCCAUCGUCGUCAAGUGCUGGAGCGUAUUCAGUAAAUGAACUCUCAUAUACCUCCGUGAUAGAUGGUCGAUGAAGGAUGGAUUAAGCUUAGCUACAGGUGUACAUUUUCUUGUUUUUGUGAAUUCGGGUUGUCUAUAGUUUGGUUUGGUUAGGGUGGGGUCGGUGCAUUCAAGAGUUUGUUUGGGUCAUGGUAGGUUAUGGUGAGGGGAUUGCAGUCGAUGCGGGUUAAAUCGGGUUAAAUGUAGUAUAUUAUAUAUUUAAGUAUGGACGGAACAAAAAUAUGAAGAAAAACUAUGUAAAAUUAGCCCGCCAACAAUUCAAAAAAUAUGUAAAAUAACAAAGAAGAAUUGUUGUGUAUUUUUGGUCCGUUCAUAUUGAGAAUUAAAAAAAAUACUAUACUGUAUUUAACAUUAUAAUUAUGUUGUAUUGGAUUGAAAGGCAAAUUCUUAAA
Molecule: messenger RNA, 3102 nt
Organism: Amaranthus tricolor (Joseph's coat)
Lineage: Eukaryota; Viridiplantae; Streptophyta; Magnoliopsida; Caryophyllales; Amaranthaceae
Product: G-type lectin S-receptor-like serine/threonine-protein kinase At1g11410
Exons: 8
Coding region: 250-2724 (824 amino acids)
Biological process (GO): protein phosphorylation; recognition of pollen
Molecular function (GO): ATP binding; protein serine/threonine kinase activity
Source: RefSeq, a predicted model, not a curated record